AUGAAAUUCGCAAAGUAUUUGGAGAGCCAAAGUGUGCCUGAAUGGAGAAAAGCAUAUAUUAGCUAUAAAGGGCUUAAAAAGAAGCUGAAGCAAGUCGAAAGAUUCCGCAAGCACAAGGAAAGAAAAGCUGCUAUUCAACUAGACAAUGUAUUUCAAGAGCUGGAAGAUAGCAAUGACAACUACUACUGGCCUCGCCACAAUCCCUCUAUAAGCAUGCGACCGCGGUCUAUCAUGAGUCGAUUAUCCUCGAGAUUUAGCAGUAGACGUGAUGAUGAUGAUCGGCCAACUUCUCGGCAAGCCUCAUUUCCAAGCUCAACUACAACUCUGUCCGUAUUAGAUCAAGUGCUAUUUCAUGCCAGUGCAUCAGAGAGACACUUUUUUGAUGCGCUUGACUUUGAACUCGACAAAAUCUCCAGAUUCUAUGAUGAAAAGGAAAAAGAAUCUAGGUUAAAAUUGGAUGCAUUGAAGGUUCAGAUGCAGUUUAUAGCCGAAUAUGGGCGUCAUCUAGUGGAUAUAGGGGCAAGCCAACAAGGUGUCACCUCGCCUCCCCCUGAAAUGAUCGGCCAUCACCGGCUCUACAACUGGUUUAGAUAUCAAGAUCCUCACACUCAAUCUUAUACCUUGUCAGAGCUAUCACCAAACUUUGACUAUGUGGGAGAUCAGAGAAUCAGUUACAAUGUCGCCAGAAAUCGAUUAAAGAAGGCAUUUACCGAAUACUAUCGAAGUUUGGAGUUUCUUAAAUCUUACAAAACGCUCAAUGAGACCGGCUUUCAAAAGAUACUGAAGAAGUUUGACAAAAUUGCAGGUUGGAAAGCAAGCGAACUGUACACACAAACCAUCAAGAAGCAUCACUGGGCAAGUACAUCUGAUCUUGAUUUCAUCAUCAAGGAGACUGAGAACUUGUAUAUAAACGAAUUCGCUGAUGGUCAUCGCAGACGAGGCAUGCGCAAACUAAGAGCACCUGAGAAAAAUGAAGAGCAUAAUUCAACGAUACUUCGCAUUGGCAUUUUUCUGGGUAUGGCCAUUCCCAUGCUGACACAGGCAUUCCAUCUGGCGAUCGACCCAAAGACAGCAAAACAACUACCCAACCUACAGACCAACAUUCAAAUUUAUGCUUGCUUCUUGCUCCCCAUCUUUUUUUGUCUUGGAUUCUCGGUCAAUCUGAUUGUAUGGCACAGAUCAAGAAUCAACUACAAAUUUAUCUUUGAGCUAGACCCAAGACACAAUCUAGAUUAUCAUCAAUUUGCAGAAUUACCCGUGAUUAUGCUUCUCGUCAGCUCGUUUGUCAUGUAUGCUGAUUUCUCGCAGUGGUUCUCUCCUGUUAUACCGUCUGAACUCUGCCCUUUGAUACUGUUUGUCAUGCUGGUAGCCAUCAUGCUGUGUCCAUUUGACAUACUCUACUGCUCUGCUCGCAAAUGGCUUGGUGUAGCAAUAGGGCGUAUCUUGCUAUCUUAUUGCUUUCCUGUGGAAUUCAGAGAUUUCUUCAUUGCAGAUGAACUCAACAGUUUGAGCUACUCUAUCUGGACAUCAUCGUACUUUUUCUGUGCGUACUCUUGGCAUUGGACUGAUCUAGGUGGAAACUGUAACAUGUCCCAAGUGUGGGUGGCUCCGUUUUUAGCUUCUCUGCCUCCUUGGUGGCGUCUACUGCAAUGCUUUAGAAGAUACAGGGAUUCAAACGAAAGGGUACACUUGCUGAAUGGAGCCAAAUAUUCAAGCAGUAUCAUGGCUGCCAUUGUCACAGGUCUUCGACGCAUGUACCCAUCUACGUCAAUGACGAUAUUUUGGAUCAUGACAUGUUUGUUUAAUUCCGUGUACACAUCAACAUGGGACAUCAAGAUGGAUUGGGGCUUGUUGCGUCCCAAUAGCAAGAACUUUCUAUUAAGAGAUGAACUGGUGUUUUACAGAUGGACGUAUUAUGCCGCUGUGCCUGUAAACAUCUUGCUGCGAUUCUCAUGGACCUUGAGCAUAGUAAAACUACGUAUGAAUGGUCAGCUACUAGGCAUUUUGGUUGCAUUGUUAGAAGCCUAUCGAAGAAUACAAUGGAACUUUUUCAGACUGGAAAAUGAGCAUCUCAACAAUUGUGGCCAGUAUCGCGCCAUCAAAGAAAUUCCUCUACCCUUCCCACUAUCAGACACAGACAUAAAGACGGAAGGACUUUACAGCGAUGAAGAAGAGAGAAUUAGCAUCCUAUCCAACAAGCUCACCAAGCAGGAAUCUCAUCACAACAGCUUUGUGCCUGCCAUCAUGAUCCCAGUUUCCCGCCAUCCGAGUACAAGACAAUCGAUAGGACACAUUGAACCUGUAAACCGCGGUUCCUUUUAUGGCAGAAGAGACUUUGAAAACAAACACGAUGAUACAUCAGACAUUGCGGUGGGAUCAGUCAAUAAUGGUAAACUGUGCCGCAAGCCGUCGACGUUGGACAACGUAUUGACUCGUAUCAAAUCCAUGAAGAAUUCGGAUCAUAGCGAUGAGUCAGAGGCAGAGUUUUACGAUGACUUUGACUAUGACGACGAUGAUGAUUUUGAGGAUUAUUAUGAUGGUCGAGAAAAUUAG
This is a messenger RNA of Mucor velutinosus, 2553 nucleotides long. RefSeq names its product MFS domain-containing protein. Lineage: Eukaryota; Fungi; Mucoromycota; Mucoromycetes; Mucorales; Mucoraceae. Gene Ontology annotation, biological process: phosphate ion transport; cellular response to phosphate starvation. Gene Ontology annotation, molecular function: inositol hexakisphosphate binding. Gene Ontology annotation, cellular component: Golgi apparatus; cytoplasm; plasma membrane. The record is from RefSeq and is a predicted model, not a curated record. The transcript has 9 exons. Bases 1 to 2553 code for a protein of 850 amino acids.